Molecule: messenger RNA, 4535 nt
Organism: Dama dama (fallow deer)
Lineage: Eukaryota; Metazoa; Chordata; Mammalia; Artiodactyla; Cervidae
Product: zinc finger protein 432-like
Exons: 2
Coding region: 152-2485 (777 amino acids)
Biological process (GO): negative regulation of transcription by RNA polymerase II
Cellular component (GO): nucleus
Molecular function (GO): DNA-binding transcription repressor activity, RNA polymerase II-specific; DNA-binding transcription activator activity, RNA polymerase II-specific; RNA polymerase II cis-regulatory region sequence-specific DNA binding
Source: RefSeq, a predicted model, not a curated record
AACACUGAAAUCAAACUUAAGUUCAAUCAGCCAGAACAGAAACUAUGAAGUAAAGAACCCCGGUAAGGCUAAUGUAGUUGGGAAAUUCUUCCUCCAUGCAAAGCAUGAGGAGUUUCACAAUGAAAGUAAGCUUCCUGAAUGUGGAAUUCCUAUGAACACAAAUUCUCAGAUCAUUACGUGUCUAGGAACUCAACAGAUAAAUAAACAUCAUGUUUGCACUGUAUGUGGGAAAGCCUUCAUCAAGAAGUCCCGCCUCAUCGAUCAUCAGAGAGUUCACACAGGAGAAAAACCCCACGGAUGCAGUGUAUGUGGGAAAGCUUUCUCUAGAAAGUCUAGACUCACUGAACACCAGAAAACCCACAUAGGAGAGAAACGGUAUGCAUGCAUUGAGUGCGACAAAGUCUUCCCUAAGAAGUCACGGCUGCUUAUCCAUCAAAAAACUCAUACAGGUGAGAAGCCCUACGUAUGUGACGAUUGUGGAAAAGGCUUUGUCAAGAAGUCUCGGCUCAUUAAUCAUCAGAGAGUUCAUACAGGAGAGAAACCUCAUGGGUGCAGCCUGUGUGACAAAGCAUUCUCCAGGAAGUCCAGGCUCAUGGAACACCAGAGAACUCACACGGGAGAAAAACCUUAUGAAUGCACGGAAUGUGACAAAGCCUUCCGCUGGAAAUCGCAGCUCAACGCACACCAGAAAACUCACACAGGGGAGAAAUCAUAUAUAUGUAGCGAUUGUGGAAAGGGCUUCAUUCAGAAGGGCAAUCUCAUUGUACAUCAGCGAACUCACACUGGAGAGAAACCCUAUGUAUGCACUGAAUGUGGGAAAGGCUUCAUCCAGAAGGGCAAUCUCCUGAUACAUCAGCGAACUCACACUGGAGAGAAACCCUAUGUAUGCACUGAAUGUGGGAAAGGCUUCAGCCAGAAAACCUGCCUCAUCUCACAUCAGAGAUUUCACACUGGAAAGACUCCCUUUGUAUGUACCGAAUGUGGAAAAUCCUGUUCACACAAGUCGGGUCUCAUUAACCACCGGAGAAUUCACACAGGAGAGAAACCCUACACGUGUAAUGACUGUGGGAAAGCGUUCAGGGAUAAGUCAUGUCUCAACAGACACCGGAGAAUUCACACAGGAGAGAGACCCUAUGCCCAUAUAUGCAGUGAAUGUGGGAAAGCCUUUGUUAAGAAGUCUCAGCUCACUGAUCAUCAGAGAGUUCAUACAGGAGAGAAACCUUAUGGAUGCAGUCUGUGUGCAAAAGUAUUCUCCCGGAAGUCCAGGCUCAAUGAACAUCAGAGAAUUCACGAGAGAGAGAAAUCUUUUAUAUGCAGUGAUUGUGGAAAAGUCUUCACCACGAAGAGCCGUCUGAUUGAACACCAGCGAACUCACACAGGAGAGAAACCUUACGUAUGCAGUGACUGUGGAAAAGGCUUCCCAGGGAAACGUAAUCUCAUCUUACAUCAGCGAAAUCAUACUGGAGAGAAAUGCUAUGUAUGUAGUGAAUGUGGAAAAGGCUUCACUGGAAAGAGCAUGCUCACUAUACACCAGCGAACUCACACCGGAGAGAAACCCUACAUCUGCAGUGAAUGUGGGAAAGGCUUUACCACAAAGCACUAUGUCAUCAUCCACCAACGGAAUCAUACAGGAGAGAAACCCUACAUAUGCAAUGAAUGUGGGAAGGGUUUCAUCAUGAAGAGCCGUCUGACUGAACAUCAGCGAAUUCAUACAGGAGAGAAGCCGUAUGUGUGCAAUGAAUGUGGAAAAGGCUUUCCCAGAAAGGGUAAUCUGAUUGUACAUCAGAAGACUCAUACAGUAGAGAAAUCCUAUGUAUGUAGUGAAUGUGGAAAAGGCUUCACUGUGAAGAGCAUGCUUACCAUACACCAACGAACUCACACUGGAGAGAAACCCUACAUCUGCAGUGAGUGUGGGAAAGGCUUCCCAUUAAAGAGUCGGCUGGUCGUGCAUCAGCGAACACAUACUGGUGAAAAACCUUACCGAUGCAGUGAAUGUGGGAAAGGCUUCAUUGUGAACAGUGGACUGAUGUUACAUCAGCGAACUCACACUGGAGAGAAACCCUAUAAAUGCAAUAAAUGUGGAAAAGAGUUUGCCUUUAAGAGCAAUCUUGUGGUACAUCAGCGAACGCAUACCGGAGAGAAACCCUUUACAUGCAGUGAGUGUGGAAAAGGUUUCACCAUGAAGCGCUAUCUCAUCGUACAUCAACAAAUUCAUAUGGGAGAGAAGUCCUGUAUAUGCAGUGAAUGUGGAAUAGGUUUUGUCAUGGAAACAGAGCUCAUUUUACAUCAGCAGAUUCAUACUGGAGAGAAACCUUAUGCCUGCAGUGAAUGUGGCAAAGGCUUCACUGUGAAAAGCCGUCUAGUGGUUCAUCAGCGGACUCAUACAGGAGAGAAACCUUUUGUAUGCAGUGAUUGUGGAAAAGGCUUCUCCUCAAAAAGGAAUCUCCUUGUACAUCAAAGAACUCAUAAUGGAAACAAACCAUAAAAGUGACGACUAUGAUCACAACUACAGGAAGAAAAUAUGCUUUGUCCAACAUCAGAGAUUUCUAACCUUUAUAUAUACUGACUGUGGAAAAUCCUAUUCAGCAUUGGUAUUGGUCUCAUUACCCACCAGAAAAUUUACACAGGAGACAAACUGUAUGUAUGCAAUUAACGUGAGAAAGCAUUCAACACAAAUUCAACACUCACUGUACCUCAAAAGAACUCAUACAAGAGAUAGACUAUGAAACCAGUGAUUGGGGGUAAUCUUUUGUCAACCCUUGUUAAUACACAUGAGAAACAUAUAGGUCAAAGUACAUAAUUCUUUGUAGAAACUCUGAACUCAUUAUAUACAAGUGAAUUUGUUUAGGAUGAAAAAGAUGAUAGUUCAGUGACCUCAUUAAACAUUGUGUGCUCCUAGCACACUUGACUAUUGUCAGUGUAGAUUAGCCUGCUGCUAGACUUCACCCUUAAGAAAUAUGAAAUUUGCAGAGGGGUGAAGUUUAAUGAAUGAAGAGAAUGUGCUAGUGCCUUCAGUGAUCAGUUACCUCACAUUUUAUGUCUAAAUUUACAUGUAGGAAAAGCUCUGAUACAUUCAAUGCAGAAAAAGCUCGAGAAAGCAUUUUUAGGUACUAAUUAUAUGUCUGAAAAGUAUAUGCUAAGAUAAAUCCUAUGAAUGGAGAGACUAGGAAAGCCUUCUAUGGAAAUAAAAACCCUGUCUCAUCAGUGAUCAUAAUAGAUCACCAAUGAGCUCAUACAUCUUAACAAUAUGAUGAUCGUGGGAAAGCCUUUGCCUGGAAAUAAAACCUCAGUAAGUUGCCUGAUACGCAUGCUGCAGAAAAAUUUUCAGAUGGCAAUGAAAAUGGCAGGAUUUCAGUGAUACAUUCUGCCUCAUUGCUUUUCAUGAAUUCACACAGAAAUAAAAUGGUUAUGGACCCACUAAAUAUGGAGUAACUCUAGCAAAAUAUCAGAAUUCUGAAGGAAAGAAACCUCACGAAAAUGACAUAUACUUGAAUUUUCUAUCAGAAGUCUAAAUUUAUUAUACACCUGAUGUCCAUUUUGGGGCAGAAUACCUUGAACCAUAUCAAUGAUUCCAUAAUUUUAAAGUGGGCUAGUCUCGACACUAAUUUGUAAUGUUAUAUACAAUACAGGAGUGUUCUGUGCCCACCUUGUAUUAUUAUAUGUUUCACUCUUGCAUUUCUUAGGUUCUAAAUUCAGCUCUGUCUACAGUGUAUUUCAAAAUAAAAAGGAAUAUAUUCAUAAAUGUAAUCCAACAUAACUGGAUGUAUUUAUCUAAGUUUAAAAGUAGCAUUAGGUAGUUUACAAACACUUUAAAAAUGAUUUUUCUAAAAUUCAUUUUGAAAUAGUUUUAGACUCCCAAGUAAUUACAAAAUAUACCAAGUUCCCACAUACCCUUACUCAGUUUCUUCAGUGAUGUUAUGUUACAUAACCAUAAUACAUCAACAAACCCAAUAAAAUGGCAUUGGUGCAGUAAACUGGAUCUUAUUUGGAUUUUAGUAGGUUUUUGCAUGUACUAAUUUGAAGUUUUUUGUUUUUAGUAUAUAUUUUUAAGAAAUUUUAUCUUAUACAUAGCAUUUCUGUAAAGCCCACCACAAUUGGGAUGCAGAAUUGUGCCAACACAAAGAAACAUCUUCCUGCUACCCCUCUGUGGUCACACUCUUCCCCUACCCCUGACCAUGGUGACCACUGGUCAGACUCCAUCACUCCAACUUGGUUAUUUCAACAAUGCUGUUAAAAUGGAAUCAUACAGUGUGUAGCCUUUGAGAUAGGCUUUGUUUCACUCAGCAAAUUGCUGUUAAGAUCCAUCCAAAUUUUUUGGUGUAUAAAUAGUUUUACUUGUUAAUAGUGUUCUUUUGUAUGGCUGUACAAUGACUUACCUGUUUACUGUUGACAGAUGUCUGGGUUGUUUGCCAGUGUUUCAUUGUUUUGAAUAAAACCCUAUGAACAUUUGUGGACCCAACUUUAUGGGAAAGUAAGUAUUUGUUCCUUUGGGGUAAAUACCCAGCAGUCAUAUGUUACAUUUGUGUUUAACUUUA